AUGGUCGAACCUCCGCCGGUGGUGCAGAAGCCCCACGCCUGCCUCACAGCGGCCCUCGUCAUGACCAGCCUGCUGCUGCUGGAUGCCUACCUUCUGGAGCAAGAUGGCGGCCCCUGGAGGAUGGCGCUGUACAUCACCGUGGUGGCGGGUGACGGAUGUUUCCUCGUCAUGCUUCGAUACGUGGUGGUGUGGGCUGAGUCAGAGGUGCACACUGCGAGGCGAGGUUACGCCAUGAUCCUCUGGUUCUUCUACAUUUUUGUCCUGGAGAUUAAGGUCUACUUCAUUUAUCAGAGCUACAAGUCUCAGGGCGAGGCUGUGAUGACGGACGUGGGUGUGUCCAGGGGAGCGCUGACGCUGCUGCUGUCUCUCUGCGUGCCCAUCGUCUUCAUCACGUUGGCAGCCAUAGAUCAUCUGGAGUACCUGCAGUCACACAAGAAGAGAGAGGAGAUGAGGAGCCGUCUGUUCUGGGUGGUACUGGACCUGCUGGACGUCGUGGACGUUCAGGCCAACCUGUGGGAGCGUCAGAGGGGUGGGCUCCCCCUGUGGGUGGAGGGCCUGAUGUUCUUCUACUGCUACAUCCUCCUGCUGCUGCUGCCCUGUGUCUCCCUGAGUGAGAUCAGCAUGCAGGGUGUCAACAUCGUCCCCCACAAAAUGCUGCUGUACCCCAUCCUCAGCCUCGCCACCAUCAAUGUGGCCACGCUCCUGAUCCGUGGAGGGAACCUGCUGCUUUACAGCGACCUCAACGUGUCCGGGAUCAUGAUGGGGAAAAACGUGAUCGCCAUCGUGGUGAAGAGCUGCAGUCUGCUGGAGUACGGAAAGCAGCGUCUGGCUUCUCCUCCGGCAGAUCGUGGUGGUGAGGACUUGAGGACGCCUCUGGAAGGUGUUCAGGUGUCCGUCAGCCACACCACGGUUCUGCCCAGGGUGAUCAUUGAGGACUUCACCACCGUAUGGGAGGAGGAGGAGGAGAGGGAAAAAGACUCUGGUCUACAGAGGACCUCAUGUUCCCCUCAGGGACUGACAGGUGUCCAGGUCCAGACCAGCAACCCUCCACCACCGGGCUUAACAGGUGUCCAGUCCAUGGAAGCGUCCACGGUCCACAAACAUGUAAACAUGGUUCGUUGGUGGUUCCAAACUGUCCCCAGGAGCGAGUGGUUACGGAUCCCUGUGAGCCUGAACAAGGGGAUGGUGGACGAACUAGAACUAGAACUUCAGAUUCAUGAGUGCAGCUGA
Cololabis saira (Pacific saury) is the source of this 1230-nucleotide messenger RNA. RefSeq names its product transmembrane protein 121-like. The record is from RefSeq and is a predicted model, not a curated record. The coding region runs from base 1 to 1230 and encodes 409 amino acids. Lineage: Eukaryota; Metazoa; Chordata; Actinopteri; Beloniformes; Belonidae. The transcript is spliced from 4 exons.